GUGGUGGACUAUUUGCUCUCAGUCUGGGAGGUACUUUUGCGUCCCUGCUUCCAAAUAGGGAACCCAUGCCUGCAGAUUCAGCUAGGUCUCCGUGGGAUGAAAGUUUCUUAGAGCUUGGCCUCAUGCAAGGUAUACGAGGCUCGGAGGGACACACCGCGGAGGGAUCCGGUUUGUUGUGGUGAGAGGAGGGGGGAGGAGACGCUGACAAACCAAGAUGGCGGCGGCGGCGCCGAAGGCCGCGGCGGCUGGGAGGUAACUGUAGUGGUGAAGGCUGCGGUAGCUGGGAGGCAGCGGCAGAGUUUGGAAGGAACGAGGCAGGACGAAGAGGCGGUAGCAGUAGCGCCAGCUUGAGCCUCUCAGAGCGUGGCAGCUACACGCCCCCCAAGGCCCUCGGCGGGCGGCGGCCGCCCCGCUUAGGGCCUAGUCCCCGAGCAGUGCCUCGGCUUCAUACCGCGGUGUCCGCCAUGAGUCCUUAAGGGCGGUCCGAGCCCUCCAAGUCCUAGGGCCCACCAUGGAGCCGGGGUCCGACGACUUCCUACCGCCGCCGGAGUGCCCGGUGUUCGAGCCUAGCUGGGCCGAGUUCCGAGACCCUCUUGGCUACAUCGCGAAAAUCCGGCCCAUCGCCGAGAAGUCGGGCAUUUGCAAGAUCCGCCCACCCGCGGACUGGCAGCCACCCUUUGCUGUAGAAGUGGACAACUUCAGGUUUACUCCCCGAAUCCAGAGGCUGAAUGAACUAGAGGCCCAGACAAGAGUGAAGCUGAACUAUUUGGACCAGAUUGCCAAAUUCUGGGAAAUCCAGGGCUCCUCCUUAAAAAUUCCCAAUGUAGAACGGCGGAUCUUGGACCUCUACAGCCUCAGCAAAAUCGUGGUGGAGGAAGGUGGCUAUGAAGCCAUCUGCAAAGACCGUCGGUGGGCCCGGGUGGCCCAGCGCCUCAACUACCCACCAGGCAAAAACAUUGGUUCCCUGCUACGCUCCCACUAUGAACGCAUCGUUUACCCCUAUGAGAUGUACCAGUCUGGAGCCAACCUGGUGCAGUGCAACACACGUCCAUUUGAUAAUGAGGAAAAGGACAAGGAAUACAAACCCCACAGUAUCCCCCUUCGACAGUCCGUGCAACCUUCCAAGUUCAAUAGCUAUGGCCGGCGGGCCAAGAGACUGCAGCCUGAUCCGGAACCCACGGAAGAAGACAUUGAAAAGAAUCCGGAACUGAAGAAGCUACAGAUCUAUGGGGCAGGCCCCAAGAUGAUGGGCCUGGGCCUCAUGGCCAAGGAUAAGACUCUGCGGAAGAAAGAUAAGGAAGGGCCUGAGUGUCCCCCCACCGUAGUGGUGAAGGAGGAGUCAGGCGGGGAUGUGAAGGUGGAGUCAACCUCACCUAAGACCUUCCUGGAGAGCAAGGAGGAGCUGAGUCACAGCCCAGAGCCCUGCACCAAGAUGACCAUGAGACUGCGGAGGAACCACAGCAAUGCCCAGUUUAUCGAGUCCUAUGUUUGCCGGAUGUGUUCCCGAGGGGAUGAGGAUGACAAGCUUCUGCUGUGUGAUGGCUGUGAUGACAACUACCACAUCUUCUGCCUGCUGCCUCCUCUGCCUGAGAUUCCCAAGGGUGUCUGGAGGUGCCCAAAGUGUGUCAUGGCGGAGUGUAAGCGCCCCCCUGAAGCCUUUGGCUUUGAGCAGGCUACCCGGGAAUACACUCUGCAGAGCUUUGGCGAGAUGGCUGACUCCUUUAAAGCCGAUUACUUCAACAUGCCUGUGCACAUGGUGCCCACAGAACUCGUGGAGAAGGAGUUCUGGCGGUUGGUAAACAGCAUUGAGGAAGAUGUGACUGUUGAGUAUGGGGCUGACAUCCAUUCCAAAGAAUUUGGUAGCGGUUUCCCCGUCAGUGACAGUAAGCGGCACCUAACCCCUGAGGAGGAGGAGUAUGCUACCAGUGGUUGGAACCUGAAUGUGAUGCCAGUGUUGGAGCAGUCUGUACUAUGCCACAUCAAUGCAGAUAUUUCUGGCAUGAAGGUGCCCUGGCUCUAUGUGGGCAUGGUCUUUUCAGCCUUUUGCUGGCAUAUUGAGGAUCACUGGAGUUACUCCAUUAACUACCUCCAUUGGGGUGAGCCGAAGACCUGGUAUGGGGUACCCUCACUUGCAGCAGAACAUUUGGAAGAGGUGAUGAAGAAGCUGACACCUGAGCUCUUUGAUAGCCAGCCUGACCUCCUGCACCAACUUGUCACCCUCAUGAAUCCCAAUACCCUCAUGUCCCAUGGUGUGCCGGUUGUCCGUACAAACCAGUGUGCAGGAGAAUUUGUCAUUACCUUCCCUCGUGCUUACCACAGUGGCUUCAACCAAGGCUACAACUUUGCGGAGGCUGUCAACUUUUGCACUGCUGACUGGUUGCCAGCUGGGCGCCAAUGCAUUGAGCACUACCGCCGGCUCCGAAGAUACUGCGUCUUCUCCCAUGAGGAGCUCAUCUGUAAGAUGGCUGCCUGCCCAGAGAAGCUGGACCUGAACCUGGCCGCAGCUGUGCAUAAGGAGAUGUUCAUCAUGGUGCAGGAGGAACGGCGUCUACGAAAGGCCCUGCUUGAAAAGGGCAUCACGGAAGCUGAGCGAGAGGCUUUCGAGCUACUCCCAGAUGAUGAGCGCCAAUGCAUCAAGUGCAAGACCACAUGCUUCCUGUCAGCUCUGGCCUGCUACGACUGCCCGGACGGGCUUGUCUGCCUUUCCCACAUCAAUGACCUCUGCAAGUGCUCCAGUAGCCGGCAGUACCUGCGGUAUCGAUACACCUUGGAUGAGCUCCCUGCUAUGCUGCAUAAACUGAAGGUUCGGGCCGAGUCCUUUGACACCUGGGCCAACAAAGUUCGAGUGGCCCUGGAGGUGGAGGAUGGGCGGAAGCGCAGCCUUGAAGAGCUGAGGGCACUAGAGUCUGAGGCCCGUGAACGGAGGUUUCCUAACAGUGAGCUGCUGCAGCAACUGAAGAACUGCCUGAGUGAGGCAGAGGCCUGCGUGUCCCGGGCUCUGGGACUAGUCAGCGGCCAGGAAGCAGGCCCCCACAGGGUGGCUGGUCUACAGAUGACCCUGGCUGAGCUCCGGGCAUUUCUGGACCAGAUGAACAACCUGCCUUGUGCCAUGCACCAGAUUGGGGAUGUCAAGGGUAUUCUGGAACAGGUGGAGGCCUACCAGGCUGAGGCCCGUGAGGCCCUGGCCUCACUGCCCUCCAGUCCAGGGCUACUGCAGUCCCUGUUGGAGAGGGGGCAGCUGCUAGGGGUGGAGGUGCCCGAGGCCCAGCAGCUCCAGCGGCAGGUGGAACAGGCACGAUGGCUGGAUGAGGUGAAGCGCACGCUGGCCCCCUCAGCCCGGAGGGGCACCCUGGCUGUCAUGCGGGGACUUUUGGUCGCGGGUGCUAGCGUAGCCCCUAGCCCUGCUGUGGACAAAGCCCGGGCUGAGCUGCAGGAGCUGCUGACCAUUGCUGAACGCUGGGAGGAGAAAGCCCACCUCUGCUUGGAGGCCAGGCAGAAGCAUCCACCAGCCACACUCGAGGCCAUAAUCCAUGAGGCAGAAAACAUCCCUGUUCACCUGCCCAACAUCCAGGCUCUCAAGGAGGCUCUUGCUAAGGCCCGGGCCUGGAUUGCUGAUGUGGAUGAGAUCCAAAAUGGUGACCACUACCCCUGCUUGGAUGACUUAGAGGGCCUGGUGGCUGUGGGCCGGGACCUACCUGUGGGCUUGGAGGAGCUGAGACAGCUAGAGCUGCAGGUACUGACGGCACACUCCUGGAGGGAGAAGGCAUCCAAGACUUUCCUCAAGAGGAAUUCCUGCUACACGCUGCUGGAGGUGCUCUGCCCGUGUGCAGACGCCGGCUCAGACAGCACCAAGCGCAGCCGGUGGAUGGAGAAGGAGCUGGGGUUGUACAAAUCUGACACGGAGCUGCUGGGACUGUCUGCACAGGACCUCAGGGACCCAGGCUCUGUGAUCGUGGCCUUCAAGGAGGGGGAACAGAAGGAGAAGGAGGGUAUCCUGCAGCUGCGUCGCACCAACUCCGCCAAGCCCAGUCCACUGGCAUCAUCGACCACAACUUCCUCUGCAACCUCCGUCUGUGUGUGUGGGCAGGUGCCGGCCGGGGUGGGAGCUCUGCAGUGUGACCUGUGUCAGGACUGGUUCCAUGGGCGAUGUGUGUCGGUACCCCGCCUCCUCAGCUCCCCAAGGCCCAGUCCCACCUCGUCCCCGCUGCUGGCCUGGUGGGAGUGGGACACCAAAUUCUUGUGUCCGCUGUGCAUGCGCUCACGGCGCCCCCGCCUGGAGACCAUCCUGGCACUGCUGGUAGCCCUGCAGAGACUGCCUGUGCGGCUGCCUGAGGGCGAGGCCCUGCAGUGUCUCACAGAGAGGGCCAUCAGCUGGCAAGGCCGUGCCAGGCAGGCUUUGGCCUCUGAGGAUGUGACUGCUCUGUUGGGACGGCUGGCCGAGCUUCGCCAGCGGCUGCAGGCUGAACCCAGGCCUGAGGAACCCCCUACCUACCCUUCAGCCCCUGCCUCUGACCCUCUCAGAGAAGGCAGUGGCAAGGAUAUGCCCAAGGUCCAGGGGUUGCUGGAGAACGGAGACAGUGUGACCAGUCCUGAGAAGGUAGCCCCCGGGGAGGGCUCAGUGGUGGGGAUACAACCAGGAGCAGCCUCUAACCCAGCCUGUCCCCGCAACCCACCAGACCUGGAGCUGCUUUCCUCGCUGUUGCCACAGUUGACUGGCCCUGUGUUGGAGCUGCCUGAGGCAACUCGGGCCCCUCUAGAGGAGCUUAUGUUAGAAGGGGACCUGCUUGAGGUGACCCUGGAUGAAAACCACAGCAUUUGGCAGCUAUUGCAGGCUGGGCAGCCUCCAGACAUGGAGCGGAUCCGCACACUUCUAGAGCUGGAAAAGGCAGAGCGCCAUGGGAGCCGGGCACGGGGCCGGGCGUUGGAGAGGCGGCGACGGCGGAAGGUGGAUCGGGGUGGGGAGGGCGAUGACCCAGCCCGAGAGGAGCUAGAGCCAAAGAGGGGGGAGAACAGUGCCUCCAUCACCCGUCAGCGGCGGAGGAGCACUAGGGCUGAAGUCUGGGAGCUCUGGGUUCUGAAAACAAGUUCUACCGGGUUCUCCUUACCUGAGGGCAAGACGUCCUGAGUCUCCCCCUACCCCACCCCCCAAGCCAUUUUCCCCCAUCUCCCAACGGACGGCCUGCCACCUCGUCUAAACUUCUGCCACGGCCUCCUCCAACUUCAUGCCCUCCGGUCUGUCCUCCUCAAGCCCCUGAGGGGAAUUUUGGUCUUGGCUUUAUUGAGGUAUAAUUUCUACAUCAUAAAAUUUACCUGCUUUAAAUGUAAAACUCAGUGAUUUAGAGGGAUGUUUCUAAAGUACAGAUGUGAUCUUGUCACUCUUGCUGCUUAAAACCAUCCAUGAUGCUUCAUUGCCCUUAAGAUCAAGGUUAUAUUUAUAAUCUCAUUCUUUGUGGAAUGCUUUCCUGUCUGACCCACCCAUAUGCCAUGUUCAGGGACGCUUCCCUGAUUUGUCUAUACCCUAAAGGGUUUUUUUCUGCCCCUGUGAAAUGGAGACUGAAGCUCAGAUGUGUGGUCAUUUGCAGCCCAAGUUCACUUUUACAGCUUUAUUGUGAUACAAUUUACAUAUCAUACAGUUUACCCACUUAAAGUAUACAGUACAAUGGCUUUUAGUAUAUUCUAGUUGUGCAACCGUCAUUGCAAAAGAUUUUAGAAUGUUUUCAUCAUUCCAAAAUGAAAUCACACUCCCCAGGCAUCACCCUUCCCCUGCCCUCCCCCCGCCCCUUGACCCUAGGCCACCACUAA
This is a messenger RNA of Herpailurus yagouaroundi (jaguarundi), 5802 nucleotides long. It is a transcript of the gene KDM5C, whose product is annotated as lysine demethylase 5C. The record is from RefSeq and is a predicted model, not a curated record. The coding region runs from base 512 to 5125 and encodes 1537 amino acids. Gene Ontology annotation, biological process: regulation of DNA-templated transcription; chromatin remodeling. NCBI's taxonomy places the organism in Eukaryota, Metazoa, Chordata, Mammalia, Carnivora, Felidae. The transcript is spliced from 27 exons. Gene Ontology annotation, cellular component: chromatin; nucleus. Gene Ontology annotation, molecular function: DNA binding; histone H3K4me/H3K4me2/H3K4me3 demethylase activity.